Pyricularia pennisetigena is the source of this 1224-nucleotide messenger RNA. RefSeq lists its product as uncharacterized. Gene Ontology annotation, molecular function: RNA polymerase II C-terminal domain binding. The transcript is spliced from 4 exons. Lineage: Eukaryota; Fungi; Ascomycota; Sordariomycetes; Magnaporthales; Pyriculariaceae. The record is from RefSeq and is a predicted model, not a curated record. Bases 1 to 1224 code for a protein of 407 amino acids. Gene Ontology annotation, biological process: mRNA 3'-end processing. Gene Ontology annotation, cellular component: RNA polymerase II, holoenzyme.
AUGGCCUACACAGACGACGCUGUGCUGGCCAAGCUCUCGGCCCUCAAUGAGAGCCACGACAGCAUUGCAACUGCUGCUCAAUGGAUCAUGUUCCACCGCCGUCAUGCAGACCGCACAGUACAGUUGUGGCUCGGCAGACUUAAGGAGUCUCCAAGCUCCAAACGCCUGAAUCUCGUGUACCUAGCAAACGAGGUUACGCAGCAGUCCAAAGCUCGUCACAGGGAUGAUUUUGUCAAUGCAUUCUCGCCAAUUAUCGCAGAGGCUGCCGCCGUGGCCUACAAGGGUGCCUCUUCUGAUGUCCAGAACAAGCUCAGACGUGUGAUUGACGUCUGGAAGGACCGUAACAUCUUUGAGCCAGCCAUACAAGCUGCGGUCGAGGCGCGUCUAGAAGAUUUGGACAAGGCAAAGGGCAUACCAAAAUCUUCCAGCUUUGGCGCCUCCGGUCUAUCCGGCUCGGGUGGGUCUGUGCCAUCCGAGCUCAGUGCCCUGGUUGCUCCGCAGCAAAAUGUCUCGAAGCAGCAGUUGCCUAUGAAGUCUGCUAUUAGUGCCGCCAAUCAGGACUAUGAAAGGCUCACCAACCCUGCAAACCCGGUACCUACUGCGCCCGUAUACGCUGCGCGGCUUAACGGCUUGCUCAAGACUCUGGCAACCGCAGAGGGCGCUGUUGCCGAAUGCGUCAAGGCACGCAAGGAGCUUAUUGGUGCCUUGGAGAAGAUGCUUGACUCUAACAGGGAAGCUCUUCGAGCGGACGAGGCCCAGCUCGUUGAGCUGUCAUCGCGCAGGCAGGCCAUCGACGCAAAGAAGAGUGACGUUGAGAUGGCCAUCAUGUCCGGACUCAGCAUGCAAGACAAUUCCGUACCGCACGGUGGCGCUCCGGAUGGACCACCUGCGCCCGACCCAGCUCAGCCCCAGGUUGAGGCUCUCACUCCACCCUCCGCCGGCGCAGAUGACAAUAUGUACGACAACAGCGCCAGCUUUGCACCGCCGCCUCCCGAGCUUGUACCGGCUACCGAGCAACCGACGGGGGUACAGCCGAUGGCUUCGGGAAUUGAGAUGCUGUCCAACAUAGCAUCGCAGUAUCACUCAGUGCCCACAAACGGCAACGCCAAUAAACGUCGUCGUGUUGAGUCUGGGGAGGAGUUCCCGGAUCUGGGCAAAGAUGAUGGCAUUGAUCCUGAUGUUAAGGAGAUGCUUAGCAACGAUGUCAAGGCAGAAGCUGCUUGA